AUGUCUUCAUUACAAUCAUCACCAUCAAUAUUUUCACUACCAUCCCCAAAUCAUACCGAUGAUUUAUUUAAAAAAUUUAAACUUAAAAAUUAUCGUACAAUACAAACUAUGAAUGAAAAUGAUGAUCAAAUGAAUGUGGAUAGUUCUGAUGAAUCAACAUCUCUAUCUUUAUUAACUGAAGUUAGUGUUGAAGUAGAUUUUGAAAAAUAUUAUAUGAAACAAAACUUACAAUUAACUGAUACAAAAUCUCCUUCAUGUUUAUUAACACCAGAUAUUGAUGAUCUUCAACAGAAAGAAAAAGAACUUUUACAAUCGCUUAAUCCGAUUGAUUUGCAGAUUGCACAAGAUCUAUCAUCAAUUGAAAAUCAAGCAAAACCAAUGCAAUGUCAAAGAAAACCAUAUAUACAAUGUGAAAUUUGUCAUGAUAAAGCAACCGGAAUACAUUAUGGUGUAACAACAUGUGAAGGAUGUAAAGGAUUUUUUAAACGAACAGUUCAAAAUAAAAAAAUUUAUCGUUGUAUUAGAAAUGGUUCAUGUAUUAUUGAUAAAUUUCAACGUAAACAUUGUCAACACUGUCGUUUUACAAAAUGUUUAGAAAAAGGUAUGGUUAUUGGAGCUGUUCGUUAUGAUCGAAUGCCUGGUGGACGAACAUCAUCUAAUCUUGCUCUAUUAUAUAAAUAUAAUAAAGAAAAAAAUAAUUGUCAAAAUCGACAAGAAUUUAAUAAUUCACUUGAACAAAUAAUUAUUUCUGAUGUUAAACUUAAAACAAAUAUAGAAAAUCAAUUAAAUCAAUCAUUAGCUAUACAUUCAAAUAUUAAAGUUACAUAUAAUUUUGAUCAAUUAUCUAUAUUGAAUACAUUAUUUGAUCAUUUAAAACCAUUAACUGAUAGUUCAAUACAAUUAACAGAUGAAUUAAUAAAAAAAACUUCACAUUUAUUAAUUGAUUCAUUUAUAUCAUGGUAUCGUUCAUUAUCAUUUUAUUCAUUAUUAAAAUUUGAUUUAAAUCAAUUUAUAUUAAAAAAUCGUUGGUCAAAAUAUAUUUUUUUAGCAAUAUGUCAAUUUUUAGCAAUACGAUAUAAUCAUAUAAAUUUAAUAUCAUAUGAACAAUGUUUACAACGUUUAAUUGAAUAUCAACAAAAACAAAUACUUUCAUCAAUAUCCUAUGAAAUUAUUCAUCAAUUUUUAAAUUUUUUAUUAUAUUUAAUUAAUUUAAAUUUAACGAAUAAAGAAUUUACAUUAUUAAGUAUAUUAAUUGUUAUUCAAUAUGAUAAAACAAAUACAACAAUCGAUCAAAAUGAUUUAAUAUCACUUGAACAAGUUUAUUUUAAAAGUUUACAUGAAUAUGAAAAUGAAUUAGUUUCAUGUAAAUCAACAUAUCGUUUAAAUCAAUUAUUAUAUAUACGUGAGCAAAUCAAUCAUUUAACAGAAUUACUUCUUAAAGAAAGUCACUUUUUUUUUCCAUAUUUAUUGAUUCCUUAUUAA
Molecule: messenger RNA, 1482 nt
Organism: Rotaria sp. Silwood1
Lineage: Eukaryota; Metazoa; Rotifera; Eurotatoria; Philodinida; Philodinidae
Source: the annotation of a GenBank genome assembly